GCAGAAUAACAAGCAAACCCCGCUGGUGAAUAGGCCUGAAGAUUUCCAUAGGUUUCAAAAUGAUGCCUCUUGGGCCUCCAUGUCUCCAGCGUUGCACAUUGGUGCUGAGCCCUUGGCCUCCUUCGACAGUGGAGACACCUCCAUGAAAGAGGUGUUGCUGGAGAUCAAGAAAAAGGUGGACCAAACCAUAGAGGCAGUGAAGGCCUUUGAUAGUAAGAUCUUAGCUUUGAAUUCACGUAUGGACACCCUGGAAGGGCUGAUCCAAAGCCUGGUCCGGUCAGCCACGGCUACGGGCUUCACAAUUAAGAACGAGCAAGCAAAGGUACAGGACUGCAACCGGCACAUUGGGUGCCUGGUUGGCGAGAACAGACGCCUCAGCGACCGGGUGCAGAAGAUUGAGGACCAAGUGCAGCCCCAUAUCCUCAGGAUCUGUGGCUUGCCAGAGGAAGAAGAGGGCCAGGACCUGGUAGCCUUCCUGGAGGAGUGGUUGCCGGGUAUCCUGAAGUUAGACACCAGAGAUGACCCCAUUGUGGUGGAAAGAGCCUACAGGGUUUCUGCCAAACGGCAGAAGGCGGCAAAAGCAGAUCUGUGCAGGACGGUUGUCGCUCGGCUAGCGGAAUUAAGGGACAAAGAGAGGAUCUUGCAGCAAGUUGAGAAGCUGAAACCCAUCACGUAUAAAAACAAACCAGUCUUUAUUUUUCCAGAUACACCCCUCCUGAAAGAGUUCAAAGAAGCCUUCAUGCUGUUCGACAGGACCCCAACGGGAGAGAUGAAGAUCACAUACAGCCAGUGUGGCGAUGUCAUGCGAGCCCUGGGACAGAACCCAACCAACGCAGAGGUCUUAAAGGUGCUGGGGAAACCAACACCCGAAGAACUGGGCGCGAAGAUGCUGGAUUUUGACACCUUCCUCCCAAUGCUGCAGCACAUUGCCCGAUCCAAGGACCAGGGGACUUAUGAGGACUUUGUGGAAGGGCUGCGCGUCUUUGACAAGGAAGGGAAUGGCACCGUCAUGGGGGCUGAACUGCGCCACGUCCUCGCUACUUUAGGGGAGAAGAUGACAGAGGCUGAAGUAGAACAGCUAAUGGCAGGGCAAGAAGAUGCCAAUGGCUGCAUCAACUACGAAGCUUUUGUCAAGCACAUCAUGUCUGGUUGAAGAUGGAAUCCUUAAAGUUCUUGGGAGGAGGGGAAAAAAUCCAUCCAGCAAGAAUUUCUUACCUCAUAUCCCGCACACCUCUACAUUGCCCAGGAGCUGCAUUUGCCACAAGGCAUGUAAGGGGGACUCUCCAUUUCCACAGUGUAACAGCCUCUGUAUAUAAAGAAGGCAUGCUCUUGCAUCAGUUUUAAAACUUUAUUUAUUAUUUUGGUUGUUUCCGUUCUUCUUUCCUUCUGCUCCAUUUGGUCCAUUCAAAUUAAAACGUGAGCGCGCACAGA
This is a messenger RNA of Lacerta agilis (Sand lizard), 1431 nucleotides long. It is a transcript of the gene MYL4, whose product is annotated as myosin light chain 4. Gene Ontology annotation, cellular component: myosin II complex. NCBI's taxonomy places the organism in Eukaryota, Metazoa, Chordata, Lepidosauria, Squamata, Lacertidae. The record is from RefSeq and is a predicted model, not a curated record. Bases 80 to 1153 code for a protein of 357 amino acids. Gene Ontology annotation, molecular function: calcium ion binding. The transcript has 6 exons.